AUGUCAGGCGGCCCAGCUGGCGGCAUGGGCGGGGGAGGGACGAGCAGGGACGGCGCGCAGAUGCACCCCGACAUGGCGUUCGAAUGGGGCUACUCGCCUCGAGCCGUGCACUCACCGUCCCGCUUCAGUCGCGACGAGGAGGCGAACCCUAAUCGGACCAAGAGCAACCUCAGCCAGCAGCGCACGCUCAGUCUCAGCGCAGCGCGACUCAGCCAAGCCGCGGCGGAUCUCGGAUUCCACGUCACCGCUUCCGCCAAUGCACCACCCGCGGCGCAAGCUGGAGCGUUCCCCGGCUUUUCCCCCGCGGCUGCUGCGGCUGCUGCAGCUGCGCUGGCAGCAGGCGGGGAUGCUGGAGGAGGGGGAGGUCUAGGGGGGGGUGUACCUGGGGGAGGUCUCGUUCGGGGCGGGUCGGGACUGGCAGGGUGGUCAGGAGGGGUAGCUGGUGCUGGUGGCCCUGGUCAUCUACAAUCUCUUACAGUGGAUCCGUCUAAAGCGGGGAUAUCUUCUCGCGGAGCAGGGGGGCAUGGCGUGCCGCCCUUGCCGCUGCCGUCUCCUAAAGGGAACGCCGCCGCUGCUGCCGCCGCCAACGCUGCCGCGGGCAAGCUGGGCAGCCCGAGAGGAAACUUUUCCGGGUCGCGGGCAGGCGCGCUGGGGCAUUGGCCGAGAGCCGGUUUGCCCGCGAGCAUUCAGCAGCAGCUGAUGCUGGGGGCGAUGGGCGGAGGGGCGGGCGGGGGAGCAGCAGGGGGAGGCGCAGCGGGACUCGCAGGGCUGGGGGGAAUGCCGGGCGGUUAUGCUGGCGGUGGAGGCGGCAUGGGGGCGUUGGGGAAUGUAGGGGGAGCGGGAAUGGCGGGAAUGGCAGGAAUGGGGGGAAUGGCUGGGCUUGCUGCUUUGAAUAGCAGCAGUGAUGGCAGCGGCAGUGGCGGAGGCAGUGGGAGCGGAAUACCCGGUAUGAGUCUGCAGACGCAGUUAAGCCUGCUAGCCGCUCAGCUAGACGGCCGAUUAGACGACAACAACCCCCUCUCGCGGACCAGCAGCGCGCCGCCACUUGGCGCGCUUCUCGCCAGCAUCGGUGACGUGGCAGAGCUGGAGAGGCUGUACCGAUUGCUCCCCGAUGCCAUGUCACCAGACGUCUCCCCGCACGUGGGGCUGACUUUGCCGUACCAGAGCAUAGGGUAUUUAUCGUCAACUGUACCAUCAAUGGCGGCUCUUAUAAGGGAGCGGACGAAGCUCUCCCGCACUAGCAGUUGCCCCCCCCCUGUGGCGGAGGACAUGAGCGGGGGCGCGGGGGGAAGCGGAAUGGAGGAGCGCGCGGGCGAGGGGGAGUCGUCUGAGUCUGAGGGGGAGAGCGGGCAGCGUGGGGCGGGCGCGGGGCACAAGAGGAAGAAACGCAGAGCUCCGGGAGGAGUGGGAGCGGGAGCUGACGUGGCUGGAAGGAGCGGCGUAGGCGGCAAGGUACUGGCGCGUUUGAAGAUUCACUUCAUCAAUACCAUGUGCCUAACAGUGCUCGUGUCUGCCUGCGCACUGUCACUCGUGCACUCGUGCCUGCCUGCGCUCGUGCCUGCUGCGUCUUGUUGCCUGUCCUUCCAGCACACCACUCACCAGCUCUGUCACCCCCCCCACUCCAGUUCCUUCUCCCCCGGCUCCAAUCCGUCCCCCUUUCCCCCCUCGUGUUCCCCCCACUCACCGCCUGACCCUUCCCCCUCACGCCUCCGCGCGCCACCCUGCCCUCCAAUGCAGAGGGAAUCAGACGACGCGCUGGACGGUGGAGCGCGCCUGAGGUGGGAGCCAGACGACGCGCUGGACGGUGGGGCGCGCCUGGGGGGACGCGGAGGGGGCGGGGUAGGGGGCGGGGGCGCGGGAAGCGGGGGAAGGGGAAGUGCAGGGGCGUGGGGGGGGAGCCCGGGGGGCGGGUACAGCAUGCAGGGCGGGGGGAUGGGGGGGAGCAUGCAGGCGGGGGCGAUGGAAACAUCGAGCCAGGACUACAUUCACGUGCGGGCAAGGCGAGGGCAGGCCACUGACAGCCAUAGCCUUGCCGAGCGGGUGCGGCGGGAGAAGAUCAGCGAUCGAAUGAAAGUGCUGCAGAGCCUUGUUCCCACCUGCACCAAGGCAACAGGCAAAGCAGUGAUGCUGGAUGAGAUCAUCAACUAUGUGCGAUCUCUGCAGCUGCAGGUCGAGGUGAGUCUGAGGGAAUACGUAGCAAUCAUGAGAGCCCCCACCCCUUACUUCCUCAUGCCAACCUCACCCCGCUUCCUUUCUGCCAACCCUCCUUCCUUUCCUUUUCUCCCUUUUCCUUUCUGCCUCCUUUCCCCCCUUUUCCGUUCUCCCAACCUACCCCCCUCCCUGUCACCCCCCCAGCUGCUGUCGGCCAAGCUAGCAGCAAUAGAGCAGGACACUGCAGAGAUGGACGGCUCAGAUUCACCCGCCGACUUUUGUGCGGCCCAGAUGGCAGCACUGGGAGGGCUGCUACUCCCGUCCGCCCCCGCUUCUGCCGCUGCUGCUGGCACGGGGACAGGUGGAGGUGGAAAUGCCACUGCUAUGGGUGGCGGUGCCACUGCUGCUGGUGCUUCGGCUGGUGCUGGUGCUUCUGGUGGUUCUGGUGGUAGUGCUGGUGCGGCUGCUGUGGCUGCUGCUGCGCUUGCAGGUGGAUCGUUCCGGCAGGCAUCUCCGUCCUGCUCCCAGUCUCACGAUUGGUCGACCACUGAUUCGGCCCAUCACAGCACAGCAUCGCCCAUGGCCACACCAUCAGCAUCAGCGUCACUGGGAGCAGCGGGCGCCCUGCACCCGGACAUGGCCUUCCUCCCCACUGACCUCGCCCGCCUCCUCCUCUCCCGCCACCUGCCCAACCUCCCCUUUGCGGGAGCCGCUGGGGCGGCGGGGGGAACAGGAGGGGGAGCAGCUGGCGGGGAGGAGAUGAGGGGAGAUGGCGGGGGAGGAAUGGGGGGAGGAAUGGGGGGAGGCGGAGGAGGAAUGGGGGGAGGCGGAGGGGGAAUGGGGGGAGGCGCGGGGGAGGGGCUGGGGGAGCUGACAAUGGAGCAGCUGCAGGCCCAGCUGGAUGCCAUGAAUGGGGUAGGCGCGGCAGGGGCAGGUAGAGGGGGAGAGGGGGGCCUGCCACACAUGGGUGUGCAGUGUGAGUCACCUCCCCAGAAUCGCCCAGCUUAUUCCCUUUCUCGACUCCCCUCCCCCAACAAUGCCCUUGAAGAGCCACAUGGAAAGUUAGAAGUCGAUGCAGUAGGCGCUGCUUUCGAAGGGCCCCUAUUUUCUCCUGCUCUUCCCCCCGUGCCUCCCUGCUCCUUGCACCCACUCUCUGGCUGUGGGCUGUGGGAUGGUGGGCUUGAGAGUGUAGUGGCAGCAGCAGCUGCCAUGUUACUUUUCAGUCCACUCAAAUGCCCCCCCGUGCCCCCCAUGCUCCUCUCUCCCACCCGCUGGCAGUGGGAUGGUGGGCUUGAGAGCAUAGUGGCAGCAGCAGCAGCCAUGCCGCCUUCCCAGCAGGCCCAGUCAGCUUCAGGCAACAGCCACUCCGCCAAUAACCAGCCCGCGUCAGGUACGCCGUAUCACACCAGCUAA
Molecule: messenger RNA, 3564 nt
Organism: Closterium sp. Naga37s-1
Lineage: Eukaryota; Viridiplantae; Streptophyta; Zygnematophyceae; Desmidiales; Closteriaceae
Source: the annotation of a GenBank genome assembly